This is a messenger RNA of Diorhabda carinulata, 1014 nucleotides long. RefSeq names its product protein dj-1beta-like. Lineage: Eukaryota; Metazoa; Arthropoda; Insecta; Coleoptera; Chrysomelidae. Bases 305 to 874 code for a protein of 189 amino acids. The record is from RefSeq and is a predicted model, not a curated record. The transcript has 4 exons. Gene Ontology annotation, biological process: guanine deglycation, glyoxal removal; protein deglycation, glyoxal removal. Gene Ontology annotation, cellular component: cytosol; nucleus. Gene Ontology annotation, molecular function: protein deglycase activity.
GUCGUUUUUCAAUUGCUUUCUAUUAAUAGUGAUUGAUUACUAAUCCAUUAUUUUUAUUACAAUUCAAAAUUUCAGGUUGUACUAAGUACUUUUCAUUCAUUUUAUGCUAAGAAAUAGAAGUGCAUUAAAAGGUGGAACAUUAGUUAUUUAAUUUGUAAAAGCCAUAGAAUUAAUUCUAUGAAAAGUCUAUACAACAAUAAUUUUACAGUUAAGAACAGCUGAUCAUUAUAUGUUUUGUCAGUGAAUUAACCUUCAAAUAGGUAAUUUAUUUCUUGAAAAAGUCAAACAAUUUUCUCAGUGCGUCAUGGCUCCAAAAGCUCUAAUUUUUUUGGCUUCUGGAGCUGAAGAGAUGGAAUUUGUAAUAUCUGCCGAUGUGUUAGCGAGAGGAGGGGUAGAAGUUACAAUAACAGGUGUCCCAGAAUGUACUUUAGUUAAAUGUAGUCGUGGUGUUCGUAUUCAACCAGACGUUUGCAUUGCCGAUGCUGCAAAGAGAGUACCUUUCGACGUUAUUGUUUUACCUGGUGGCUUAGGAGGUUCUAAAGCAAUGGCUCAAUCUAAGGAAGUAGGAGAAUUGCUUAAAGAACAAGAAGCCAGUGGAAGACAUAUUGCAGCAAUAUGUGCAGCUCCAUUGGCAUUAAAAGCUCAUGGAAUCGCACGUGGCAAAAAUUUAACUUCAUAUCCAAGUGUAAAAAAUGAACUUUUGGAUGGUGAUCACGGAUAUCAAUACAAAGAAGAAAAAGUAGUUAUUGAUGGUACUAUAAUUACGAGCAGAGGACCAGGAACUGCUUUUGAUUUUGCUUUAGCUAUUGUUGAGAAAUUGCAAGGAAAGGAAAAAGCUCAAGAAGUAGCUAAAGGAAUGCUUUUGUCAUGUUAAAAAAACCAAAUGUAACCACGGCUUUAAAGAGUGUUAAGAAAUAUAUUGUGAUUAAAUAUAAUAUGUAAACAUUCUUAUUGAUUGAAAUGAAACGCAUGAUGGAGUUAUAAUUAUAAACUGAAAUAUUGUUGGAGCAAUAA